Messenger RNA from Homarus americanus (American lobster), 522 nucleotides. RefSeq names its product kinesin-like protein KIN-7G. Lineage: Eukaryota; Metazoa; Arthropoda; Malacostraca; Decapoda; Nephropidae. The record is from RefSeq and is a predicted model, not a curated record. The coding region runs from base 121 to 522 and encodes 133 amino acids. Gene Ontology annotation, cellular component: microtubule. Gene Ontology annotation, molecular function: plus-end-directed microtubule motor activity; ATP binding; microtubule binding. Gene Ontology annotation, biological process: mitotic cell cycle; microtubule-based movement. The transcript is spliced from 4 exons.
GGCGAGUUUAAACGCUGGUGAACUUAGUCUCCGUUAACAAUGUAUUUUAACCUGUAAAUUACCUCCUCUGAUGUGAAAAAAAAGAACGUGCUGUGACAGAAACUAUUGCUACAACAUAAAAUGUCGGACAAAAUUCUUGUGGCUGUCCGUGUGCGGCCACUGAUUGUGAGGGAGGCAGCAGCCUCUUCCACUGUGCACUGGCAGAUUGGUUCUGAUCAAACCAUCACACAGAUAGAUUCAGCCACUCAAAAGGCCCUAUGUACUCCAUAUAAAUUUGACCGUGUGUUUGGAGCUCAGUACAGUAAUAACGAUGUGUAUACUGAGGUGGCAGAGGCCAUUGUGGAGUCUACUCUUGGUGGCUUUAAUGGUACCAUUUUUGCUUAUGGUCAGACAUCAUCUGGCAAGACAUACACAAUGAUGGGUGACAAAAUUAACCACGGAAUCAUCCCUCUGGCCAUUAAGAAUAUAUUCCGAAGCAUUGAGAACACUCCGGAUCGAGAAUACCUUAUAAGGUUGGUAUAA